Messenger RNA from Fraxinus pennsylvanica, 627 nucleotides. The record is from the annotation of a GenBank genome assembly. Lineage: Eukaryota; Viridiplantae; Streptophyta; Magnoliopsida; Lamiales; Oleaceae.
AUGGAAACUUUAGUUGCUGUUGCCCAUCACAAGAAUCAUCAAUAUUAUGGUAGAAAUCGUGAGCAUGGCCAGGCUCAAUUCGGGUCCUUUGGGUCCCCGCCUACUGAUAAUUCUCGUGGUAUCAAUUGCCGUGCUUUCCAGUCCGGAGCAGGGUUAAUUCCAAACCCGCCUAAUUCUUGCACCACUAACCCUGCUAGCAAAAGGGAGUUUUGCACUUCAUUUUCGCCCAAAACCCCGACAACUUCUGUUAAUGAAGACCACAACAGCUUGAAAAAGAACUCGAAAAGCAGUACGAUUCCAAUCCCAAUUAAGAUCAACUUCGAUAACAAAGAGGGGGGUUAUGGGGAUGAUUUCCAUUUCUCUGAACGUUGGGCUGGACCUGCUUAUUCUUGCUCACCUCCCCCGAGUUCUUUGCCCAUGCCAAAAUUUUCACUGCGUCCAAAAAGGGCAGUUUCACUUGACUUGCAUACUGCAGCCCCUGAAUUUGAUUUGCCCCCUAUGGCUAAAUCUGCUCCUGCUUCCCCAACCAGGGGGCGUAGUCCUUUACCUAGUGAUCUGUUUGACGGUACUGACUCUGCGACUAAGACCCUUCGUCGCAUCCUCAAUCUUGAUAUCACUGAUGAAUGA